AUGUCUGGGACCUCGACGUACAACCCCGCUGCCAAACACUUCAUCAAUGAUCCCAAUCAUUUGGUCCUCACAGCUCUGAGAUCAAUCACUCUUGCCAACCCUUCGGUUGCCCUGGAUGCAGAGAACAAGAUCGUCUUCCGCCGUGGAGAUGCUGGUCACUACAAGGCUUCUCAGGUCUCAAUUGUUUCUGGUGGAGGUGCGGGACAUGAACCGUCCUUUGCAGCCUUGGUCGGACCUGGUAUCUUGUCUGGAGCUGUCUCUGGAACCAUCUUUGCCUCGCCCUCGGCAGAGCAGGUCAGAAGAUGUCUUCUGAGUCGUAUCGACACAGCAAAAGGGGUUCUGGUCGUCGUCUUGAGCUACACAGGUGACAUCUUGAACUUUGGAAUGGCAGUCGAGAAAGCCAGAGCGACAGGAGUCGAUAUCGAGAUGCUCGUUGUAGGCGACGACGCUGGUGUGCCCAGAUCGAAGGGUGGUAAGGUCGGUAGAAGAGGCAUUGCAGGGACAGUCCUUGUGCAAAAGAUCGCUGGAGCACUAGCCGCUACUGGAGCACCUCUCAAAGACGUACACCAUGUCGCCAAGUUGGCUGCUGACAACGUCGUAUCCAUUGGAUCUUCUCUCUCACACGUUCACGUUCCUGGUCGCAAGGUCGCCGAAGCUGGCGAAGACGAGCUCACUUUCGAGGAGGUCGAGAUUGGAAUGGGUAUCCACAACGAAGCAGGCUCCGAAAGAACGAAAGCAGAUCUCCCCGACUUGGUCGAACAGAUGCUAGCACACAUGCUUGACGAGGAAGACAAGGAACGUGGUUUCCUCAAAGUCUCCAGCGAAGAUGAGACAGUGGUCUUGAUCAACAACCUCGGUGGUGUCAGUGUACUUGAGAUGGGUGGUAUCGCCACCGAGGUUUUGGACCAGCUCAAGAAGCACUACAGCAUCAGGCCCGUCAGAGUGCUUGUUGGCACUUUCAUGACCAGUCUGAACGGCAUUGGCUUCAGCAUUUCCUUGCUCAAGCUGCAGGACACUGGCUUAGACAAGUCUAUGUUGCAAUUACUUGACGCUCCUUCAGAAGUCACUGGCUGGUCUACGCCGGUCAGCACUUCAACCUGGGAGAACAAGUCAAAUGCAGCAGAUCGUAGGAAGACUGCCAUAGUUGACGGCCAGCAAGAGAUAUCUAGCAACCUCACACUUGAUAAUGGAGAGGCCAAGAGAGUGCUUAGGGCUGGUUUGGAGCGGGUGAUUGCCGCUGAGCCAGAUGUCACCCACUACGACACUAUCGUCGGUGAUGGUGAUUGCGGUAUAGGUCUCAAGCGUGGUGCAGAAUCGGUGCUCCAGCUCAUUGACUCUAAGCUUGACACAACGGACGCCGCCAUAUUCCUGGGUCGUAUCAUCUCAGUAAUUGAGACGUCAAUGGACGGAACCAGUGGAGCCAUCUACGCCAUUUUCUUGAACGCUUUAGCUGCUGGUCUGCUAUCUCAGUCGCCAGAAUCUGGAAAGAAAGAGGUAACCACCGAGGUUUGGGCCAAGGCGGCUAAGCAGGCUCUGGAAGGUCUUGGAAAAUACACGCCGGCCAGACCUGGUGACAGAACUCUAGUAGACGCCUUGGAGCCUUUCAUCGAGCAGCUGGUAGCUACGAACGAUCUGAAGAAGGCGGCCCAGGCAGCCAAGAAAGGAUCAGAUGCAACUAAGGGAAUGAAGGCCAGUCUCGGAAGAUCUGUGUAUGUUGGCAAUGAGGGCUUCAAAGAAGUACCCGACCCUGGCGCCUAUGGCCUUGCGGAGCUCUUGACUGGUCUUGCUGAGGCUUGA
This is a messenger RNA of Aureobasidium namibiae CBS 147.97, 1797 nucleotides long. RefSeq names its product dihydroxyacetone kinase. The record is from RefSeq and is a predicted model, not a curated record. Gene Ontology annotation, biological process: glycerol catabolic process. Lineage: Eukaryota; Fungi; Ascomycota; Dothideomycetes; Dothideales; Saccotheciaceae. Gene Ontology annotation, molecular function: ATP binding; glycerone kinase activity. The coding region runs from base 1 to 1797 and encodes 598 amino acids. Gene Ontology annotation, cellular component: cytosol. The transcript is spliced from 6 exons.